GAACACGUGUGUGUGUGUACCGUCAUCGUGACUCUGUGUUUUUGUAUCCGGAUCACUUCCGGGAACAUUAACGGAGCUGAUAGCAUGUAGCUUAGCCGCUAACACAGCUAACACAGCUAACAAGGAGUUUAGUGUUUUUAUUAAGUUUGUUUGAUCAGUUCAGGGAUUCAAGUUCAUUUCUUUGUUUCCAUGUGUCUCGUGUGUGUCGAGCAUCAAACCAGGAACCACUUCCCCGAACUAAGUAUGGAGAACUACAGUAAAGCUCGAACGUCGGAGCAGCCCUCGGUCUGUCCGUUCCCCGGCCUCACCCCCGACACGCCAGAGGUCCGGGUCAAAGACGGCAGCAAGAUCCGCAACCUACUGCGCUACGCCCUGAGCCGCAUGGAGGCCAAGUCCAGAGCAGCUGAAGAGACGGGAUGCCCGGUGCCAGAGGAGGGAGGCGUGGCUGUGGAGGGACAACAGGAAGCACCGGUCCAGCCCCUCUGCAAACAGAUCAUCUUCACGGCGAGUGGUAAAGGCGUCUCCAAAGCCAUCACCUGCGCUGAGAUCGUGAAGCGGCGCGUGAAGGGGCUCCACCAGCUCACCCGGCUGCUGUACAGCACCGUGGUUGAGGUGUGGGAGCCGCUGGAGCCUGCCGCCGGCCUCGACAGUCUGACUGUCAACAGGAACCUGCCCGCCAUCUGGAUCCUCCUCUCCAGAGAACCGACGGACUGUGGCCAGCCCGGGUACCAGGCACCCGGGCGAUACGACGCCCUGUGGGUUCAGUCUGCAAACAGGGAGGAGGGGGGCGGCAUCCCCGCACAGAGACCAGGACACAGGAGGAAGAGAGGGGGAGGAGGCGGCGAAGGCAGCAGUGGAGGCCGAGGCAGAGGAAAGAGCCCCGGACGUAAGACUGGACGAUCCAGAGAUGCAGCUAAAUGAUGUCGAUUUUCAAAAACUGCAUGAACAGAAAGACUGAAACGCAGAAGUAGCAGGAAGUGACAUCAGUGAUGCUUUAUCGGCAGGAAACACGUCCAAACUACAGGAAGUCGACAUGGUCACAAAGAACAGUCAAAAGUUUGGUUCAAUGAACUCAACGUUUCAGUUGAUUAUUAUUUUAUUUGCUGACUGACUUUAAUUUUCAUUCUUGGAAACCGAAGCGAACUCGUUCAAAAGCUCUGGAUCAAGUUAGUAAAUUACCUGAGUUGAGGUCGUUUUGACGCCAGUUUUUAGUUUCAGAGUUGGAAGAAAGAUCUAAAUUGUGAAGUCUGGGAUGUUAAAGCUUUUACUCAGUGAAACAAUGAAAAGCCGAUGGAACGUGAAGCCGUCGUCAGUCACAGUCGACUGUGACAGAUCAAAUCAAACUCUGGUGAAUUCUCAGCAGGAAUCAAGUUAAUGAGCUAAACAAUCUCUUAAAGCAGAAAUCUGAAAAACAUUUCUUCGACCUUCAGCUUUUAGCUGGUGUUUAAAAAUGUUCAUAUGAUGCAGAUCAUUGUUAAACUGUUCUAAUGGUUUCCUGCUCUUGUUUCCUGUCUGUUGAAAUGUUUGUACAGUAACAGACUGUGCCUGAAAAUAACAAGUUCUGUUUAUUAAAGUUGUUUUUUUAAUCCUGAAA
This is a messenger RNA of Hippoglossus stenolepis (Pacific halibut), 1594 nucleotides long. It is a transcript of the gene rpp25l, whose product is annotated as ribonuclease P/MRP 25 subunit-like. The transcript is spliced from 2 exons. Gene Ontology annotation, cellular component: ribonuclease MRP complex. The record is from RefSeq and is a predicted model, not a curated record. Gene Ontology annotation, molecular function: RNA binding. Gene Ontology annotation, biological process: tRNA 5'-leader removal. Bases 190 to 921 code for a protein of 243 amino acids. NCBI's taxonomy places the organism in Eukaryota, Metazoa, Chordata, Actinopteri, Pleuronectiformes, Pleuronectidae.